Messenger RNA from Beta vulgaris subsp. vulgaris (sugar beet), 1966 nucleotides. RefSeq names its product receptor-like cytoplasmic kinase 176. Gene Ontology annotation, biological process: protein phosphorylation. NCBI's taxonomy places the organism in Eukaryota, Viridiplantae, Streptophyta, Magnoliopsida, Caryophyllales, Amaranthaceae. The transcript is spliced from 6 exons. Gene Ontology annotation, molecular function: protein kinase activity; ATP binding. The record is from RefSeq and is a predicted model, not a curated record. The coding region runs from base 546 to 1775 and encodes 409 amino acids.
GCCCGUAUUUCCACUUUUUUCGUCCUUUCCCCACACUUUUCUUUUCACAUUUAACAUUCCCUACCACUUCCCCACUUUUAUUUUUUAUCAUCCAACCAAACAAAACCCAAUAAUUCUAGACUUUCACCAAAAUUUCCCCUCUUUAUCGCAGUUUCCUCGAUCAUCAUCAACUUACAUAAUCUUUUUCGUGUCCAAACUGUUUACUGCUGCCCAACUCAUUUUUUAGUCAAAACAAUCACGCCUCGAGAGAAAAGUACAAGUAUGUUGUUUUUCUAGAGAAGAGAAAAAGAGAUGGCAACCUAAUUUUUGUGAUUGUGGAACAGUGGAUGAUAUAAUUUUGUUUUUGGGUUUGAGCUUUUCGCACCGGAUGUACGUGACCAAAGUUGUUUUUAUUUUAUUUUUUGUUUGUUGUUCGAUAAAAAUUUUAGCUUAUUGAAUAUUCAGUUAGAACACAAAAUUAUAGACUUAAAGUAUAUAUAUUGCGUGUUCGAUAGAGGUUUUGAUAGUUUUAUAUAGUGGGUACAAUUUUUAAUUGCUUGAUUUCUAUGGGAGCUUGCUGGAGCAAACGGAUCAAAGCUGAGAGUCCUCUUCACACCGCAGGGUAUAAUUCCAGAACUGGCAGUAAGGAUGGCAAAGAUUGGAGUAAUAGCAAACUCUCGUCCGCCUCAACACCCCAGACUCCUCGCAGCGAGGGGGAGAUUUUGCAGUCUUCCAAUUUGAAAAACUUCAGCUUCAAUGAACUAAAGACAGCGACUCGGAACUUUCGUCCUGAUAGUGUAUUGGGGGAAGGUGGUUUUGGUGCCGUGUUCAAGGGAUGGAUUGAUGAGCAUGCACUUACUCCCACUAGACCUGGAACCGGAAUAGUGAUCGCUGUUAAGAGGCUUAAUCAAGAAGGGCCUCAGGGCCAUAAAGAGUGGUUGACAGAGAUUAACUAUCUGGGGCAAUUACGUCAUCCAAACCUUGUGAGAUUGAUUGGUUAUUGCUUAGAAGAGGAGCACCGCCUACUCGUGUAUGAGUUUAUGCCUCGUGGGAGCAUGGAGAACCAUCUUUUUAGGAGGUCUGCACAUUUCCAGCCUCUUUCUUGGAGCCUGAGGAUGAAGAUAGCUCUUGGUGCUGCGAAGGGGCUUGCUUUUCUUCACAGUGAUAAAGCUCGAGUUAUAUAUCGAGACCUUAAGACUUCGAAUAUUUUACUUGACGUGCAUUACAAUGCAAAACUAUCUGAUUUUGGGUUAGCCAGGGAUGGACCUUCUGGUGAUAAAAGCUAUGUUUCUACGAGGGUCAUGGGAACUUAUGGAUAUGCUGCACCAGAAUAUGUCGCAACAGGUCAUCUAACUGCCAAGAGUGACAUCUACAGUUUUGGGGUUGUCCUACUGGAAAUAUUAUCUGGCAAACGUGUAAUAGACAAGAACAGACCUAAUGGUGAGCAGAAGCUGGUGGAAUGGGCGAAACCUUAUCUCACCAACAAACGUAAAAUCUUUCGUGUUUUGGAUCCACGAAUUGAGGGCCAGUACUCUUUGGAUCAUGCUGUAAAAGUAGCUACUCUUGCUUUAAAAUGUCUCUCUAUUGAUCCCAAACUGAGACCGAAUAUGAACAUGGUAUCCAAAGAACUAGAGAAGCUUCAGGUUCCACAGGAGACUAUAAGAAGAGAGACCCACCUGCCAGGCCAACUCACCCGUCGAGCUGUUGGAGUUCAGUCUUGCAGGCAUACUCUACAAAAAGCUUCGGGAAGUACCAGCACUUAUCCGCAGCCAAGUCCACUUGCUGGCAAAUCAUAGAGAUGAUGUAUAAAUGGUGAAAGGAUAUAUUAUAUAAUUUUGAAUUGGAAAUUGGUGCAGCAGGUCAUAGGAUAAAGGAGACAGAAUCUUAUAAAAUCUGCAUGCACUAGACUUCUACAUAUUAAGCUGUCAAGAGUAGUGCAUUGUACAGGUCUUUCUUAUGUUGUAAGAUUUUGUUUCUCGGUCUUGCA